UGUUUUGCCUCACACUGGCAUUAGACUAGGGAAGUAUUGUAUUACAUUGACAUGGCUCUUCGGUCUUGAAGGUCACAGCUCUCUUGUCAUGACUUCUCAGUAUUAUUGAUUUGACUGCGCGGUUGACUUUCAUGUGCACCUCAUUAAGAUGAGUAAUUGUUUUCCAAGUUUCAAGUGGAGGUGCGGGUCUCUUCAUGGUAUAAUUGCAUGAUUUACCCUGUGCAGCUAGUGGUAAGAGAAAUGGUUUACAGAAGAUCCAGCUGUGAGUUUUCAUUUCUUCAGGAACAGGAGGCGGGACUAUAAACCAACCUAAAGCCAGGCAGGGCAUUGAUCAGACCAGAAAUGAUGUAGAGAGCACACAGCCCUGCAGACAGCCUCGUGGAAAUAUUAACUGGCAGAGAUAACCAAGAGGAAAUGCUCAGUGGCAGAGUGAAACCAUCUGUCAGAUUCCGAACAGUUCUUCUCCAUAAGCAGAAAAUGAAAUCUAGAAGAGAUUGUGUUUAACGGAACAGCGGAGCCUUGGGAUAUUUGUACACAAAAAAUUGAGGCGAAGGAGGCCUGUGACUGGUUGCGAGCUGCUGGAUUCCCACAGUAUGCACAACUGUACGAAGAUUCCCAGUUUCCUAUUGACAUUGCUGCUGUAAAGAAAGACCAUGAUUUUCUUGACAAGGAUCUUGUAGAACCUCUUUGUAGACGUCUGAACACACUGAACAAGUGCGCCUCAAUGAAACUCGAUGUGAACUUCCAAAGGAAGAAGAGUGAAGACUCUGAUGAAGAAGACCUUUGUGCCAUCAGUAACAAAUGGACUUUCCAAAGGACGAGCCGCAGAUGGUCUCGGGUGGACGACAUUGACACCUUACUUCAUCAGUCAGACAAGCAUGGGUCCUUGGGGGACAUUAAAAUGAAAAUCACCACCAGCAGUGAAAGUGUGCUUACUGAUCUGAGCGAGCCUGACGUCUCAUCUAUUCACAGCGAGAGUAGUGGGGGAAGCGACCAUCGAAGUCAUUCUGGAGCCAGCAACCUUCUCAGGGAGACAUUUGACUGUUCAGGACAAUAUUGUGUAGAAAACGCUCCUUUGCAUGACUCCACCUCAGUUGGCACCACCCCUUACCAUCCUCCAGAAGACUCUCAUCACCUCGGCAAUGAGAAACUAACACGGACCAGAGCUAAAACCUUUCUGAAGCGUAUGGAGACACUCAAAGCCAAAGGGGCACAUGGAAAAUUGAAAUGCUCCACAAGGACUAGUAACUUAGUGAUAGGCAGACCUGUUCUUCAGCAUGAGCCAAAAGCCCUAAAGGAUAUGCAAUGUGUCCAAAUUGGGAAUGGAAACCUCCAGAACAUAACAUCUCAAAACACAGUGAAGCAAGUGUUUCCCUUCUCUGCUAAAUCCAGCAGUGAGAGUAGCCAGUCAGAGAUUAGCAGUAGUGGCAUAAGUACUCCCUCCUUAAAGGAACGGAAAUACCAUGAAUCAAAUAAACGAGGCGGCAUGUACCUGGAGGACCUGGAUGUUCUUGCAGGAGCAGCACUGAGGCAAGUGAUAGAUCAGAAUCGUAGAAAUGAAUUUCAUUCCCAGGAGAACCUAGUUGUCCAUAUUCCGAAGGACCACAAACCUGGAACGUUUCCCAAGGCACUUUCCAUAGAAAGCCUCUCCCCUACAGAUAGCAGCAACCGUGUGAACUGGAGGACAGGCAGCAUUUCUCUAAGCAAUCAGAAGUGCUCGACACCCAAAGAGUCCAACCCCCUUGCUAUCUGUCCAAAGGAGAGUCGAGUUAGCAUUUAUGACAACGUUCCAGGUUCUCACUUAUAUGCCAGUACUGGAGACCUUCUAGAUUUGGAAAGGGAAAAUCUCUUUCCUCAUCUGGAUGACAUUUUGCAGCAGGUCAAUGGGCUUCAAGAAUCUGUAGAUGACUGGUCCAAAAACAUAUUGCCAGAGCUGAAGAACAACGAUCUAUCCGUUGGUGAAUGUGGAUCUUUAUCAUUCCGGUCACCAGUCAAGAUUGCAUUAGACUUUGAACAGAACUCUGUAUCGGAUGGCCGGACGACACCUAGUGAUAUGGACAGAGAUGGGACAUCUCUCAAUGAAUCAGAAGCUACUGGUGUUAGGGACAGAAGAGAUUCUGGUGUCGGAGCAUCUCUUACAAGGCCAAACAGGCGAUUACGUUGGCACAGUUUUCAGAUCUCUCACCAACUGUGCCAUGCCAUAGGAUCACUGCAGAUCAGCAGUCAGUCAGCUGCUCAGUUAAAUCUGCUGCAAAAAUUUUCCCUGCUUCGACUUACUGCCAUCAUGGAAAAAUACUCCAUGUCAAACAAGCAUGGCUGGACUUGGUCUGUACCAAAGUUCAUGAAGAGGAUGAAGGUUCCAGACUACAAGGAUAAAAACAUAUUUGGUGUGCCUUUAAUAGUUCAUGUGCAAAGAACAGGGCAGCCCCUUCCACAGAGCAUACAACAAGCGCUGCGCUAUUUACGCAACAAUUGCCUGGAUCAGGUGGGCCUUUUCCGAAAGUCAGGUGUGAAAUCCCGAAUACAGGCCUUACGCCACAUGAACGAAAGCUCUCCUGAAAAUGUCAACUAUGAAGACCAGUCAGCGUAUGAUGUGGCAGAUAUGGUAAAGCAGUUUUUCAGGGACCUGCCUGAGCCUCUGCUCACUAGCAAAUUAGGAGAAACGUUCCUCCACAUAUAUCAAUAUGUUCCAAAAGAACAACGGCUUCAGGCGGUCCAGGCUGCCAUCAUGUUGAUGUCAGAUGAAAACAGGGAGGUUUUGCAGACUCUGCUGUGUUUCCUAAAUGAUGUCACUUCCGUGGAAGAGAACCAGAUGACACCCAUGAACAUAGCCGUGUGCCUGGCGCCUUCACUUUUCCACCUCAAUCUGGUCAAGAAAGAAAGCUCUCCACGGGUAAUACAGAAGAAAUACGCAACAGGGAAGCCUGAUCAGAAAGAUCUCAGUGAAAACCUGGCAGCAACUCAGGGACUUGCACACAUGAUAGCAGAAUGCAAUAAACUUUUUGAGAUCCCACAUGAUAUGGUAACACAGUCUCGGAACUCGUAUGUUGAGGCCGAAGUGCAUGCUCCAACUCUGGUGGAACUGGGCAAGCAAAUGGACGAAGAAGGUGGGAAUUACCAGACCUACCUAGAAAGUCUAAUACAGAGCCUCUGCAAAGAAGCAAAAGAAAAAUUCAAAGGAUGGGUCACUUGUUCCAGCGCAGAAAAUACGGACCUGUGCUACAAAAAGGUAGGAGAUGGAAACCCAUUGAGGAUUUGGAAGGCAUCCGUGGAAGUUGAGGCUCCUCCGUCUGUUGUAUUGAACCGAGUCCUAAGAGAACGCCAUCUUUGGGAUGAGGAUUUCUUGCAGUGGAAAGUCAUUGAAACGUUGGACAAACAGACGGAGGUCUACCAAUACGUUUUGAACAGUAUGGCUCCCCAUCCUGCUAGAGACUUCUUAGUCCUCAGGACGUGGAGAACCGAUUUGCCUAAGGGGAUGUGCAUAUUGGUGGCUGUAUCCGUGGAACAUGAAGAAGCCCCUCUGAUGGGAGGGGUGCGAGCAUUUGUUAUGGAUUCCCAAUACUUAAUAGAGCCCUGUGGCUCUGGGAAAUCUCGCCUGACACACAUUUGCAGGGUGGACCUCAAAGGUCAUUCAUUAGAGUGGUACAACAAAGGCUUUGGACAUCUGUGUGCAGCUGAAGUUGCCAAUAUCAGGAAUUCAUUUCAACCGCUGAUUGCUGAGGGACCAGAAACAAAAAUAUGAGUGCUGGAUACCGACAUAUAUGGAGUUCCAUGGACAAACUAGAGCCACUGGGUGAAUUUAGCCUACAUUUGUGCAAUAGCCAAGCAAGGAUUGCUUGGGCAUCUCUGCCAUGGUCUGGUAAUGUCACUCACUUACCCUCCCAGCCCCGUCCUGUAUUUGUUGAUCUCCUUCACUGAAGAAUAUUUGUCCAAGAACUUUUUCGGGCUACACAAAUUGACUGUGGCCAUUGCUUUUCCAUUGCAUAAUUCUAAUAUUUAAAAGCUUCUGAGAAGCUUAUUUUAAAGUGUAAAUAAGAGAUGUAAAUAUUGUAUAGACUUUGCUAUGUAUCAUAUCUGCCUAUACACACACAA
Lacerta agilis (Sand lizard) is the source of this 4092-nucleotide messenger RNA. It is a transcript of the gene STARD13, whose product is annotated as StAR related lipid transfer domain containing 13. NCBI's taxonomy places the organism in Eukaryota, Metazoa, Chordata, Lepidosauria, Squamata, Lacertidae. Bases 725 to 3742 code for a protein of 1005 amino acids. The transcript has 14 exons. Gene Ontology annotation, molecular function: protein binding; GTPase activator activity; lipid binding. The record is from RefSeq and is a predicted model, not a curated record. Gene Ontology annotation, biological process: regulation of Rho protein signal transduction; actin cytoskeleton organization; signal transduction.